Neospora caninum is the source of this 2640-nucleotide messenger RNA. RefSeq lists its product as hypothetical. NCBI's taxonomy places the organism in Eukaryota, Apicomplexa, Conoidasida, Eucoccidiorida, Sarcocystidae. Bases 1 to 2640 code for a protein of 879 amino acids. The record is from RefSeq and is a predicted model, not a curated record. The transcript is spliced from 5 exons.
AUGGCUUCCCGAGUAGACCAGUCGCUGUGCCUCAGGGAAGUCGACAGUCUCUCGGACAAUGCUGUGCUUUUUGAUGCUAUUUCAACCAGGGAUGCCGACCAACACGAUAUGAUUACAUUGAAGGGAAGUGUGUGUCAGCUUACAAUCAAUAAAUACGAAGAACUUCUGUCGGAAUAUCAAGAGGACCAGAGAGCGCAGAAGGAGCUACAACUUCUACAAGGCUGGCAGCGAAAGAAAGUGCAACCCCGUCGGACGGUUACAAGCUUUGCUGAUCUCAUGCUUGCUCCUCCACCUCCUGAAGAGGGCAUCCUGUUAGGCGGAUACGUUCUUGAACCUGUGACAGAGGACGACCUAAAUAUGGCGAUGUAUGAGCCCAAGUCUUUCUACCAAUUGCAAAGAGAAGAGCACAAUGAACGGAUGGAAUUGCUGGCUGGCAAACAGCACAAGCUUCUCAACUCAUUGGAUGACGAGGCGCUGAGCGCGUUGAACAAAGGCGCUGGGGUGCUUGGACAGCUUGUGGAGCAGGUCGCCGGCAAGGCGGGCGGCAUGAGUGAAGCAGUUAAGAAAGUUGGACAGGAUGCUCUGGCUAUUGCCGCAUCGCGUGCGCCCGAAGAGUCUUCUGGCUACGUGAACCUCAGAACUGGCCUCCCGUGUAUCCCGUCGCCUGACCAUGUCUACUGCGUGGCCACGCCGACCACAACGACCACAGAGGCUCCUCCAUCACUGAUUGAGCUCCGAAAGUACAAGCGAAAAAGGGAAGAAGAGGCUGAGAAAAGACGCAGGGUCGAGCUGGAAAUCCAUCGUGAGCAGCAGCAGCGCCAGUACAAUCCGUAUGACCAGCCCGUGUACUUUGAGGAUGAAGAUAGUCAGCCGAUGAAACCUAUAGAUGCGUUCAAAAAGAAGAUGUCCUUGAACAGAGAGAAAGCUGGCGAGAUGGAGGAGCAUCUGGCUGGUGUUGCGACUAUGCAGGAGGCACCCACGAUUCUCAAAUUUGCCAAGCAUACCGCUCAAAAUCAUGAGCAGCAAGUCUCUUUCUCAAGCGGUUCGAUGUCGGAGACUCCUCUAACGGUGAAUAACGCCUUACUGGUUGCAAGACGAUACGACCGCAGGUUCUCCGAAACUGACCCACAUCUUGCCUCUCAGUUUGCGACCGCUCAGGAAUUCUUCAGCGGGUUGCCUGGGGAAACCACCGCAGAAGAGGCCGCAGUACCGCGCCUGUUGAAAGACUACAGUAUGACGUCAUACGUGGCGGGGUCUCCAGCACCAGGAGGACGAACUAGAGUGCUCGCUACGGCCCAGAUAUCAGAACAGCAUUUCCUAGAAGAGCCGUGUUCGGUCGUUCCCUACCGACCAGGACAAGCGAGUGGACGAAAAGAAACAGAUGCAACACGGUCCACAAGACGAUCUGACAGAAUCAUAGAUUCGCUUCCUUUUCUUCGCGACAUGAGAAAAAGCAACUUGCCGACUACUCCUGAGUUCGUUCGUGAUCGAUCGGCAGAACCUGCCACUUCUCGCAGUUCUAAAACGCACCCACCAGUAGCGUCUCGACCAGAUGACGGUUCGUUUCCUGACCUCACUUCACCAGGAGAAGCACAGGCGAGGAACCUAAGGAGGAGCGAUGGUAGACAGUCGGGUUUCUCCUCCAUUCCACCUACGGGCUCCAGCUACGGGACCCCCCCCGAAACGCGUGCCGGAACCAAACCAGGAGACGAACACAAGGACAGUAGCUUCAUUAUUCAAGGUGCGCGACAGUUCCAGUCUCGUAUUCAGGCCACGAUGAUAACCCCAAAAGAACUAUCAAAAUACACACAGGGGAACAAGCCGUCAAGCCUGGCGUCCAGCGAGGACCUUAUGAAGACAGAAAAGGAGCGUGCAAAGAGAGAAAGGCAAGAGCAGCGUCUCUCUCGGCUGAUUGACAACUUUACGGCUGCGAGCUAUGCGGAGGAGCUCCGCAACGCCGCACGCGCGACUGGCGAUCCCUUGCCCUCAGAUGCGGUCGUUGGCCCUUUUCUUCGAGCCUCUGCUCUGCCGCCCUUCUUGAAAGAGAAGGUUGAGCGCACUCAGCACCGCAAAGAGCAAAAGAGGGAAGAGAAAGAUGCGCGGCAGGAAAGCAACAGGGAAGAGCGGCAAGCAGCACACGACACCGCGCGUGUCCAACAGCUAGAGAGUAACCUCUCAGACCUGACAUUAACUUUCAUCAGAGGGUACCUGAACAGCGACACGUCAUACUCGCCUAACGAAAACUCGAAACUUGGCUCCAAAGGAAAGCUCGAAAAAGAAUAUUUCCCCUCAGAAGAUCAAACUCUACAGCCACUCCAGGUGAGGAGUGAUACGAACAACUCCACUGAUGGCGCUUCUAGACAGCCGUCGUCUCGGGUGGGAGAUUUUUCUGACCUCGCUAACCAGCGAUCGGGCAUAACAGCACGUUCCAGAGAACAUGAUGGAAUGGCCGGGAAGGAACGUAAGCAUAUCGAAAGUUCAAGCUCGCCGUUCCCCGAGAAAGAUCAGGGUAUGCUGCUCCACGAACUACACUCAGCGCGUGUGGUGUGGCUCGACGGCGAAGACAAUGAGAACCCGUUCCAGAUACAUCCCCGAGUGUAUAGGAUAUUACCCAGUAAUAUCGACGCAAGCUUCUUCUAG